AUGGGCGUGCUCAGGGAGACGGGACAUGGUCCCAAGCAUGCUCCCAUACCUCCACCCCCACACCCCACAUACGAUCUGGAUCAGAUCGUGAGGCUGGCGUUGGAAGAGGACUCCGCAGGCAUUGGGGAUGUCACCACGCUCUCAACGAUCCCAGCAGACACCCAGGCUGUCGCAAGCUUCCUAGCAAAGGCUGAUGGCAUCCUGGCUGGCCUUGCUGUGGCAGACAAGGUGUGCGCAGCAGUGGACCCAGGACUGGAGGUGACCUGGACGCACAAGGACGGGGACUUUGUGGUGAAGGGGACGAUCUUUGGAGGCGUCCGCGGCGCGGCGCGCAGCAUCCUGGUGGCAGAGCGAGUGGCGCUCAACUUCCUGCAGCGCAUGUCGGGGAUUGCCACUGCCGCCCGCGCCAUGGUGGCCGCCGGCCACGCAGCGCGCAUUCUGGAGACGCGCAAGACGGUGCCGGGGCUGCGGCUGCUGGACAAGUGGGCGGUGCUGAUCGGCGGCGGCGUGAACCACCGCAUAGGCCUCUACGACAUGGUCAUGAUCAAGAACAACCACAUCUCCGCCGCCGGCUCCGUCAACGCCGCCGUGCACCGCACCCUGGAGUACACGAGGGAGCGGGGGCUGCGGGUGCCAAUAGAGGUGGAGGCCAGGACGCUGCAGGAGGUGCAUGAGGUCCUGGCAGUGCUGGAAGCGGACCCUGGCUGCAUAGACCGCAUCAUGCUCGACAACAUGACCCGCCUGGACCCCACGCUGCCAGAUGGAGUGGAUGUACAGAUGCUGCAGAGUGCCAUGGACCUUGUUAAGGGGCACACGAUAGAAACAGAGGCGAGCGGGAAUGUGUCGAUAGAGACUGUGCGGCGAAUAGCAUCGACGGGGGUUGGAUUCAUUUCGUGCGGCGCCCUCACACAUUCUGUUACUGCACUGGAUAUCUCGCUGCGCAUACAUGACACUUGA
Messenger RNA from Coccomyxa subellipsoidea C-169, 957 nucleotides. Its product is annotated as nicotinate-nucleotide diphosphorylase. Gene Ontology annotation, molecular function: nicotinate-nucleotide diphosphorylase (carboxylating) activity. Gene Ontology annotation, biological process: quinolinate catabolic process; NAD+ biosynthetic process. Lineage: Eukaryota; Viridiplantae; Chlorophyta; Trebouxiophyceae; Coccomyxaceae. The coding region runs from base 1 to 957 and encodes 318 amino acids. Gene Ontology annotation, cellular component: cytoplasm. The record is from RefSeq and is a predicted model, not a curated record. The transcript has 7 exons.